CCUUUGCUUCUCUCUCCUGAACGAAACUACAUCUCCCAGCAGGCACCGUGCCUCUUUAUAUAGAUUAUGCAGACGUCGCACGUUUUGUCUACCGUGCAGCAGAUGCUUCCGGGCUAGUCGCCGCGCGCUCGGGGAUGUUCGGGCUUAGCCUCCGCCGCGUGGUCCGCGCGCGCGGAAGGCUGCGCGCGCAUUUCAGCACCCCGCCGGCUUGGUAUCACUUGCUGAACCUCAAAAAAGUAGACAAGUCAAUGGGAAAAACCCCCAAUAAAAUAAACUACUUGAAACCCUUAAAGUCACUGGAGCCUGAUUCGUUGUUGAAACUACUGAAAACAUCUAUAGUACAUGCGGAUGGUACCCUUGUGGCCAUUAACAAACCUUGUGGUAUCCCUAUAUCAGGCAAGCCAGAAGAACUGACUUUGCAAUAUGUUCUGCCACAGCUAAGCCAGAAUCUAAAUCUCCCACAAAAUCUCCAGGUGAUCAAAGCUCCAGAAAAGGAAGGUUCUGGACUUGUUCUGCUGUCAAGCUGCCCAAACACCACCCGAUAUCUCCAAGGUUUUUACAGUCAGCGUAAGAAGAAAAAACAGCCAGUUGCUACUUACUGUGCUGUUACUACCAGGAUUCCAGUAGCUACGGAAGGAGAAAUACAUACAGGCCUCAAGAUGGUGGACAUUGAUGGCUUUGACGUGGUAGUGCCAGUGGCUUCCCCUUCUCGUAAGAGCCUCGAAACCAAGGAGGUAAAAAAGACACUGUCGUACUACAAAGUGCUAGACUCAAAGGAGGGCUGCGCCCUGUUGCAGCUGCAGCCAGUGACAACUUUCCGGAACCAGAUGCUGGUACACCUGACCCUGAUCCUGAGCCCUGUGCUAGGCGAUCACGUGUAUUCUUCUCGGGUGGGAACAGUUCUUGGAGAACCUUUUCUCUUGCCUGCCGAGGAGACUCCGCCUCGGACACAGGUUCUAGAGGAACAUGUGAUGCAAAAGCUCCGGUUACGGCAACAAGUGAUGUUUCGCUUGCAGCUUCAUCUCCAUCUCCACCAACUUCUGCUCCCUGACGGUUGCUGUUCUUCCCGCACUCUAUUGGUGGCCCCCCCUCCUCCUUUUUUCCUCCAGACACUUCAUAACCUCGGACUUAACCUGCCCCCUAUGAGCAGCAAGCAGUGAAAAAGUCUGCAAAGCGUUUGUCUGGAUUCAUUCGUUGCUGGCAGCCCAGUCAAGUGGAUGCAGUUGCCGUUAAAAUCUGGGCCCACACAAGGAAAAGGUCCUGUCCUUGUGGAAGAAAGCUUCUGCUCCUUCUGGAAAGAGGCUCAGAUAUAUAUUAUAUUCCUCCAGAGUUGCUUGAACGGGUGGCGUACAAAUGACUGAUAGUGAAAAAGUAUUUAUCAGAAAGUGUGAGAGGAAGGAAAUUUCUAAGUAAAAACCUAUUUUGUAAUUAGCUGGUAUAAUCUGGCUACAGAAGAUAUAUUAAGGAGGCAUUUCUGAUUGGUUGGGAUUUUUUUUAAAGCUGCUAUACCCAUGGAACUGGGUUGGUUUUUUUUUUUUUUAGCCAUCAAACUUUAUGCGUGUGUGUGGUAGUGUCACAGCAACCCAGGCCCUAUUAUUAUUAGGAUUUAUGCAUUCUUAAUAUCUAGAUCUGUGAUGGCGAACCUAUGGCAUGCAGAGCCCUUGCCCAGCUCAGCUCUACUGCACAUGCGUGGCUCCCACUGGCCAGCUAAUUUUUAGGAUGGGCAGGGCAGAUGCGGGAGACACGCGUGCAUGCGGGGGAGGUGCGCACAUGCGCGGGAGUGGGGGGGUGCACCCUCCCCACAGCCCAUUCUUGGUCCCAGGAAGCUGCAGGUGUUUCAAGUAGUUUUAAUCAAAAUGCAGUUAAAACACUAUACAAGCCAUCAAGGAUAUAAAUACCUAUAUUUAUAAAUAUAGAUAUAGGUAUAAAUACCUAUAUAUUUAUAAAUACCUAUAUACAACAGGAAGAGGAAGUGCCUCACAGAAGCAAAUAGAGGUAAAUCCUAGAGAGGCAAGAAAUGCAUCACAAAACAAUGGAGAUGAAUGCUAAAGAGGAAUAAAGCUACAUACAAGGCAGACAUAACACCUGUAACAGGGAGGCCUACUAGGCCCAAAAGGGGGGGGGGUCGUGUGUGUAUGCGCAGGGGGUCACAUUGCAUUAUGGGUGCCAGCAUGCGUGUGUGCUAUUGCGCGUGUGCGUGCUUUAGGCACACAACGACAAAAAGGUUAGCCAUCACUGAUCUAGAUAAUGUAUGAAAGAAAAUGUACUUAAUAUUUUCUCAAUAUUAAGAAGCAGUAAGCAACAAAUUAUAUGUUGACUUAGGACUGCUGGGUGGAUGAGGAGCUGAGCAUCCAGGCAGAGAAAAAUUAGGGGAAUGUUCUUUUCCAAACUAUUUUUAGUUAUCAAAUGAGUUGCAUUGCAUCGAAAAAUGCAAAGGAGAGCUCUGAAUUUGCAGAACAAUUUUGCCAAUAAAUUACUUCUUUGGCAUACAGUACAGUAGGCAGUUGCUGCUGAUUCCAGAGAAAAAUAUGUCUUGUUCUCAAUUGCAUGGAGCUCAGUUUUCAUGUCAAAACAUUAUCUAAUUCACUCUUAAAUAUUCUCAGAGUGACUUAGAUCAGGCAACAGUAACUUUUUCAUCUGCUAUUGUGCUGUGGAUUAAAAAUAAUAACAUUGAAAAUAGUCUAAUCAUACAA
Messenger RNA from Pantherophis guttatus, 2693 nucleotides. It is a transcript of the gene RPUSD3, whose product is annotated as RNA pseudouridine synthase D3. Gene Ontology annotation, biological process: pseudouridine synthesis. Gene Ontology annotation, molecular function: pseudouridine synthase activity; RNA binding. NCBI's taxonomy places the organism in Eukaryota, Metazoa, Chordata, Lepidosauria, Squamata, Colubridae. The record is from RefSeq and is a predicted model, not a curated record.